Molecule: messenger RNA, 3033 nt
Organism: Microcebus murinus (gray mouse lemur)
Lineage: Eukaryota; Metazoa; Chordata; Mammalia; Primates; Cheirogaleidae
Source: RefSeq, a predicted model, not a curated record
CAUACCUUGCCCUUCCUUUUCUUACAUGUAUGUAAUAAAAAGGGUGGAAUGUUAGGCCUAAAGAACUCACCGUCCCCAAACUUUCAUCCAAACUUCCUAUAAAACACACCACUCUCUCCUUCCUAGGGGUGUAUUAAGCACCUAGCCUUUGCCAGGCCCCUAGGGAGAUAAGAGAAUGAAACCCAUAAGGGGAACUUACUUUCAGUGUCCCUGAUAAGGACUAUUCUUAUGCCUCCAGGUUGUUCCCUAGGGAGAUAUAUGAAUGGAAUGCAAGAGAGGAAAUUACUUUCCAUAUCCCUCCUGGUUGUUUGAAAAGAAUUUAUUUACUCCCCCCCCCCCCAAAAAAAAAACCCUCUAUAAAACCCAAGGCUUUCCCCUUUUCUCUCGUGGAUACCUUUUUCAUCUUCCACCCAUAUGCACCCAGAUGCUCAAAGUAAACAGCAUUUUGCUACAUAUGAGGCUUCCUGUGUCUUCCUCUUUCCUCCAGGCCUAACACUAGGAUUACAGGUGUGAGCCACUGCGCCUGGCCCAAAACUUGAAAUUUUAAAAUACUUACCAUUACAGGUUCUAAUUUUCAAUAUACAUAUCAUUCAUAAUGGAUUUAACAUUACAUACAAGGUUAAAAGCGAAUGGCCUCCAGGCAGGGCUCCAUCCCUGCGGGAAGAGGAACCCUGGUUGCAGCUUUGAAUAGGUGGGAUCUCAUUAGCUGUUACUCAGGGCAUCAUGGGGAGGGGCACAGUAUUUUAUCCAAUGAGGAGCGCUGGGAUGAGAACUGUCCAAUCAGACUCCAAGCGGAAGAGGAAGGGGCGGCUUCUACCUUCUGGCCGGCUUUAGGCUUUCUCGUCAGCCCGCCAAGUUCAAUCUGUGUUUCCUACUCCUGCUCCUGUCUGGAAGGUGCAGGUUUUUCCGCCGCAGCCUCUGCCGCCCCGUGACCUUCAGGAACUGCAAGAUCUGUCGGCAGGAUGCCGGGACAACACGGAAGGCAGAAAAUUAUUCUGCCACCAGAUCCUGUUUACACCAGGGACCCCUCCCACAACUAUGGCAGCAGCUCACUGGACAAGAUCUGGAAAAUUCAGAGGGCUCACUCCAAAAAUGUGACUUUAAGAUAUCUAUGUUGAUCUCUCUCAAUGCAGAAAAUGUCUCCCCUGGGUUCUCUGCAUAUGCUCCGUCCAACAUCUGGCUCUGUCGUGUCAAUCCCAGGAACUGUUGACAUUCAGGGAUGUGGCCAUAGACUUCUCUCCAGAGGAGUGGGAAUACCUGGACACUGCUCAGCAGAAUUUGUAUAGGGAUGUGAUGUUGGAGACCUACAGAAACCUGGUCUCUGUGGAACUUGCUGUCUCUAAGCUGGACCUGGUCACCUUUUUGAAACAAAUGAAAGAGUCCUGGAAUGUGAAGAGAGAGGACACAGUAGCCCAACACCCAGCACUACAUAUUAAAGGAAGCAAUAAGCAUGCUUUUCAAAGCCCUAGAGAAACCCAGGACAUUCGAUAUAGGAUUGGAUUAAGUGUUCAGUCAAAUAUUUCUGAAGAUCUGAGAUUGAAAAUUGAAGAGGAUAUUUCCAAAUGUGAUCAAUUUGAUGAGUCCUUCAUUAAAACUUUAUUAUUCUUCCACCAACCAAUGAUAUCAUCAAAUGCCAAAAUUAACAACCAUGAUCAGUAUAGUAAGGUGUUAACCCAAUCAUCAUUGCUUAAUCAAUACCAGGAAAUAAAUAAUUGGGACAAACAUUAUAUGUUAAAAAAAACUUUGAUGUCCUUUAUCCAGAACCUUACCCUAAAUAACUACCAGAAUAAUUAUAUUGGUGAGAGAAAUUGUCAAUGUAGUAAACCUGAAAAAAACUUGAGCCAAGUCUCAUGUUCUAGAAAAUAUCAGAACGGUCAGUAUCCAGAGAUCCAGUGCAAAUGUAAAACAUGUGGGAAAGUUUUUCAUCAUUGUUUAAAGGGCAUUAGCCGUGAAGAUACCCAUAUUCAAGGAUAUUCCUACAAAUGUAAUGAAUGUGUAGAAGCUUUUGCCCAGUUAGGAAAACAUUCUGAACAUCAGGGAAUUCAUACCAAAGAAGACUCGUGCAGAUAUAAGAAAUGUGAGAUAGUCUCUAGUCAGUCAUCCAAUUUAAGAAAACAGAACAUAAUCCAUCCUGAAGAAAACCUCUCCAGUAAAGAAUGUGGCAAAAGCUUUAACCAAAGGUCACAGCUUAAACACCAGAAAAUUUAUACUAAGAAGAAAUCCUACAAAUGUAAAGAAUGUGGAAAAGCCUUUACUCAGUUUUCAAUCCUUAGACAACAUAAGAUAAUUCAUACUAAAGAAAAGCCCCACAAAUGUAAUGAAUGUGGCAAAGCCUUUAACUGUAGUUCACACCUUAUUCGGCAUCAAAGAAUUCAUACUGGAGAAAAACCCUACAAAUGUGAAGAAUGUGGCAUAUCUUUUUCCCAGUCAGGAAACCUUAUAAAACACCAAAGAAUUCAUACUGGAGAGAAACCCUACAAAUGUAAAGAAUGUGGCAUGUUCUUUGCUCAAUUUUCAAGCCUGAGACAACAUCAGAGAAUUCAUACUGGAGAGAAACCCUACAAAUGUGAAGCAUGUGGCAAAGCUUUCAACAGAAAUUCAAACCUUACUGAACACCAGAGCAUUCAUACUGGAGAGAAACGCUACAGAUGUGAAGAAUGUGGGAAAGGCUUUUACCGUAUUUCACAACUUACCCAACACCAGAGGAUUCAUACUGGAGAGAAACCCUACAAAUGUGAAGAAUGUGGCAAAGCUUUCAGGUGUCGUUCAAGCCUUAUUGAGCACCAGAGAAUUCAUACUGGAGAGAAACCCUAUAAAUGUGAAGAAUGUGGCAAAGCUUUUAGCUGUCAUUCAAGCCUUGCUCGGCAUCUGAAAAUUCAUACUGGAGAAAAACCCUAUAAUUGUGAAGAAUGUGGCAAAGCAUUUAACUGUCGUUCUACCCUUAAUCGACAUCAGAAAAUUCAUAAUGGAUAGAAACCUUACACAUGUGAAGAAUGUGGGAAAGCUAUUAACUGUCAUUCAAGACUUACUCAA